ACAUUCUGGACGCGCAGAAAGCGUUUAGGGCGGCAUGGAUAACCCUCGCGAAGGGCAGCAGCGCUCCGAGCGUCGGCUCAUUUACGUCUAUUGCGUGGGCGCCGUAUUCUCCGCGAUCGGACUCGUGUGCACGGCCGUCGCGUUCGGCUACUGGCACUUCACGCUGGACGAAUGCGACGGCGACCCAAUUGUGGACAAACGCCAUUGCGGCUGCCUCUUGUUCACGCAGAGCUCGACGCGCCUGCUCAUCGGCGGCGACACGCGCGUCUGCCACUUUGUCGAAUUCUCCACGAUCCCCGGCAUCGUCAUCGGCUUUUCGAUGGCCGCCUGGCACUGGUACCGGGUCUUCUUUGUCCUCAACAAGCCACCCAAAAGAUACAGGAGACGCCCAGUAAACGCGCAAGAGGUGAACCAGAAGGGAGAAGUGAUCGUCGUUCAGCGCACGUCGUGGACGAGUGUGGCGAGCUGGCUGAGCGUCUUCCUGCUCGUGCUUCUGGUGAGUGCCCUGAGCCUGACGGCGGCAGUCACCAUCACGGUUGGCAGCGUGCAGACGUGCGAGCAGUACCGCGAGAAUCUGAUCGAGACUCUGUCGGCGGACGGCUACAUGGCCGCCCUGAUCAAGGACCGGCUCUCCUGUCAGGCGGUGUUCGACUUCAUGGACUACCUGCUGCCGAUCAAAGAGCGAAACUCGGCCAACUUCAUCAACACCGGCGUCGCCCUUCAGCUGGGCAUCGUCGCCAUUUGGUUCUCGGCAGUCGCCUUCACGGUUGCCGCCUCGCUCUGCUUCAUCCAAGCUACUCGCAGAACAAGACACAGGUGCUGCUCCCGCCGCUGAUUUUCCAUUUUCUAUUAAUUAAUAUUCCACAUAUAUAUUUUACUCAGUUGAAACCAUUUUUAAUAUCCAUGUUAAUGAGAUCACUGUGGAUUAAUACGAUUCAAUGUGUGGUCUUUAAUAAAGAGUCUCAAUUUCAA
This is a messenger RNA of Cloeon dipterum, 972 nucleotides long. RefSeq lists its product as uncharacterized. The coding region runs from base 35 to 835 and encodes 266 amino acids. NCBI's taxonomy places the organism in Eukaryota, Metazoa, Arthropoda, Insecta, Ephemeroptera, Baetidae. The transcript has 2 exons. The record is from RefSeq and is a predicted model, not a curated record.